Molecule: messenger RNA, 1188 nt
Organism: Linum tenue
Lineage: Eukaryota; Viridiplantae; Streptophyta; Magnoliopsida; Malpighiales; Linaceae
Source: the annotation of a GenBank genome assembly
AUGGGAGGAGCUUCACCAACGGUGAAAUUUGGUAAUGACAAGAAGGCGUACGGAGCGGUGGUACUAAUACAGCUUAUCUACACCGGGAUGUUCCUCCUCUCCAAGAAGGCGUUCGACGGCGGCUUCAAAGCUUCCAUCUUCGUCUUCUACCGGCAGACCUUCGCCUCCGCCCUCAUCGUCCCUCUCGCCCUCUUCCUCGAAUGGUAAAAAUAAUAAAUACACAAAUAUUAUUACCACUUCAGUAAUACAGUCGAAAGCACGCUUUAAAACUUAAAAACUUAUACUUUCAUGCUUCUAGGUUAUGUACAUGUAUUGUAUUUUACCAAAAUCACGUAGGUUAUCAUAAUGCUUUUACCCAAUAUUGAAGUUUUUAUAACUAAUGUAGUUAAAAACGCGUUUUAAAGCUUAAAAUCUCACGAUUUUAUACUUUUAGAUCACCAAAACGCUUUCUAAGUUUUCACUACAAUAUUGCAUUCGCUACCUUGACUCUUUUCAUUACAUUGAUAUAUAACACUUUUUUCAUGGUCCAAACCUCGGCCGGCGGCGAACAGGAAGCACGCGCCGGCGCUGUCGCUCCCCACCUUCUGCAAGAUCUUCGUCCUCUCCCUCUUCGGGAUAACGUUGAGCUUGAACGUCAAUGGGAUAGCUUUGAUGUACACUUCAGCCACUUUGGGUGCUGCCAUUGGUAAUACCCUGCCAGCCAUUACGUUCUUCGUGGCUCUUCUAUUCGGAAUGGAGAUAUUAAAGGUGAGGACAAAAACAGGAAUGGCAAAACUAGCUGGGAUAGUUAUAUGCAUGGGAGGAGUGACAGUUCUUGCUUUCUACAAAGGCCCCCAUUUUAAGGUCUUGUCUCUCUUUAAACAUGAUGAACUCCAUGGACAUGACCUUAGACCUCAGCAAAACUCUAGCUCUUCUCAUAACACAUGGGUCAAAUGUUGUUUCUUGAUGCUCUUCUCCAACCUUACUUGGGGCUUAUGGCUCAUCUUUCAGGCAAUACUUCUGAAAAGCUACCCAUCAAAGCUUCUCUUCACGGCUCUUCAAUGCGUUCUGAGUUCGAUUCAGUCCCUAGUUGUUGCAGUUGCCAUUGAGAGAAAUCCCCACGAAUGGAUGCUUGGAUGGAAUAUGAGACUUGUGGCUGUAACUUAUUGUGUAAUCAUAACUAAACUCAUAAACAUAAUGACUACAUAA